Messenger RNA from Vitrella brassicaformis, 2878 nucleotides. Lineage: Eukaryota; Vitrellaceae. The record is from the annotation of a GenBank genome assembly.
CCACCGCCGGCCGGUCCGUCGUGUCGUCAAUUAUGGGACAGUACUUCUCUGCCAACACCGCCAACAACAACCAAGGGGGAGCUGCGCAGAGAUACCAGAGACCACAAGCUGCACCAGGUGGUGCAGCCACAGCCAUGGACACCGACUACUACGCCCGACCGCCCCACCACCCCCCCACCAGUGGGCAGCCACCAGCCGCCAGCAGGUACCAGAGCCUCCGCGUGACGCCCUGCUCAAGGCCCACCCAGCAGCUUCAGCGACAGCAGCAGCAUCAGCAGCAUCCGAAUCAGGCAUCGCCCACCGAGAUGCCCCCCAACAAGGGCCUGCUGAUGGGCGACGCGCGGUUCCAGAAGUGCCUGUCUGGCGACAGCAUCACGUCGGCGUGCAGCACCCACGUGCCGAGCAGCCCCAGCUCGAGCCGCAGCAGCAGCACGGGAGGCACCCCUGCUCACUUCAUCCUCAGUGAGAUGACAGGCGGUCACCACGGUGGCAUACCCGGUGGGCAUGGACAGCUCAACGAGCUCUCCGCUGCCAUGCAAAUCGAGCCCACCCACCAGCACCCCCACCAGCACUCACACCAGCACCACAAUCAGCCGGCCAGGCGCAGCGUGACGUCGCCCGACGGAUCAACUGUCCCUGUGGGUGGCGACUACCACUGGGGGCAGCUGGGCCACCCGAGCCAGCAGCCCAGCCGUGAUGCGGCGGGGGAUGGGAUGCCCAGCGAGCUGAGGAACACACUGCUGGCGUCCGCGGCGCAGGAGAUGGUCGACUCGGGCUACUUCCCGGGCCAAGACGAUGUCACCGACAUGGCCAGCGCCUUCAGGAGGGUGAGCAAGCCACUCAAUCGCCCACUGACCAACACACAACGUGCUCGCUGCCUGUCUGUCUGUCUGUCUGCAGGCGCCGUCUCGUGUGGCGAGUGUCCCGAGUGACGGUGGUGCCGGCAAGACGCCCGUGCAGACAGGCGCCUUCUACCCCUACCAGUCGACCCGCUCCACCCCCACCCCAUCCCCGCCCCCCCUCCAGGACGAACAUCCCCCGCCCUGCCCCCCCUUCGUCAGCCCCACACCACCACCACCAGCCCCCAGCGCUGCUGGGGUAUACUCCCACACCCACACGCAUCGAAGCGACAGGCGCCACAGCCUCGCCUCCGACUACGACGUGCGGGCGGCCCAUUCAUCGCACCAAUCGCACCAAUCGCAAUAUGCGUCGGUGUCUGUCUCAUCGCACCAUCAGCAGCAUCAGCAGCAGCAGAUGUUUCUCACGCCGCACGUGCGGCUGCGCGAGGCGGGUCUACUGCAGCAGCAGGACCCCCACCACAGCCUUAGCCGGGCGGGCACCUUCCCGCCACCCUGCCCGCCAUAUAGCUUCGACCCCCGCUCACAGCCGGGCGGCGAGGGGAGCAACGACGGCUUUGACGUGUCGAUGGAGGAAAGAUCCCGGCGAGGUGGGCUGAUGAUGGGCGGGGCCUUUGGCGGGCGAGGCGACCAGAUGCGUGACAGUGUGAUGGACCGUGGUGGCCCACCCACGACCGGCCCCCCGUGUGUGUCGCCCUCGUCCCCCUUCCCAUACAUCCUCCCCACACACCCUCCUGGCCGCGGGAUGCAUCACGGCCAUGGGCAGCAGCGGCGUGAGCGGGACGAGACGUGUGGGCCGUACCGGUUUGAGCCGCAUGACCAGGAGAAGCUGGCGCAGCUGUCGCAUGACGACCUCAUCCAGGCGAUAUCAUGCCUCCUGGGUGCUAUCACCAGCAGCGACAGACAGCCAGGACAGGUCAGCGGGAUGGAUGGUCCAUAUGUAUACCUGUCUCACAAUUCGAGUCUACGUGUGGUUAUGGUUGUGGUUGUGGUGUGUGUGGCAGGUGACGAAGUUUGACGCGGUGCGCGUGCCUGGGAUCUCCGUGAGGGAGUACUUCAUCAGGUGGGCGAGGUGUGUUGUGCAGGUGCGUGUAGGGGUGCAUGGCAUGGCAUGUGUCGUUGUGUCGUUGUGUGGAUGCAACCAUCGGUAACGUGCAGGUUGGCUGAGUUCUUCAGCUGCAGCCCCACGUGUCACCUGCUGUCGCUGAUCUAUAUCGACCGCAUCGUCAAGUGCACACCUAACUUCAAAGUCGACGCUCUCAACAUACACAGGUAUGUUGUACCAAUCACACCUCAAUCCACCCAUCCAUCCAUACAUCCAUCCAUCCAAUACGUGCCUGCCUGCCUGCCUGCCUUCCUGCCUGCGCCAGGUUGCUGGUGACGAGCACCAUGCUGGCCGCCAAGUUUUACGACGACAAGUUCCUCAGCAACGCCUAUUAUGCCCAGGUAGGCACACGAGCCCACUCUCUCUACUGCUGAUAUGGUAUGGCUGAUAAAUACGACUGGUCGGUCGGUGAAUGUCCAUCAAUCCAUCAGGUGGGUGGUGUGAGCACCAAGGAGAUCAACCGGCUGGAGCAGCGGUUCCUAGCGCUGCUCGACUACCGCCUCGUUGUCGUCCCCCACGAGUUCCACCAGUACUCCAACUACGUCAUCUCACUCGCACAGGGUACGGACGGCACCAUCCACCAUCCAACUCAACUCACACAGACACACACACAGAUAUGGACUCUCUCCCUCUGUUUGUGUCUCAGUGAUGCGUGGGGGCUGAUAGGUGGACUCGACUGACGGAUGGUCGCUCUACCAGGCUGCUUGCGCCGACGCACUGGGGGGCUGGUUGGUUGGUUGGUCGGUUGGUUGGUUGGGUGAGUGAGUGAGACGGUGGGACCGAGCGGGGAGCUCGGGUGGGAUGAAUGAAUGGAUUUAUGUAUACAAGCAUUCAUCGGUUUUGUUGGCUCACUCACUGUCUGCCUGCCUGCAUACUUACAGGGAUGGUGUUUGGGUGGGUGCAUGACAGUUGCGAG